AUGGCCAUUAUUUGGACCCCAGGUUUCAGGGGAGCUGUGGUAGUCUGCAAGAAACUGAUUAAGCAUGCAGACUCCUGGAGUUUUAAAAAUCACACACUAACGUGUGAAGGAAGCAGCACUGGGAUCACCAAAGGACAAACUACCAGCUACAGUAACAGCAUUUUCACCAGUAAUAAAAACAUUAACAAUGGAUCCGGUACAAACUAUAGUGACAUUACCAGUGGAUUCAGUACAACCUCUGACAUUAACAAUGGAUCCAGUACAACCUUUAAUGGCAUUACCAAUGGAUUCAGUACAACCUCUGACAUUAACAAUGGAUCCGGUACAACCUCUAAAGACAUUACCAAUAGAUUCAUUACAACCUCUGACAUUAACAAUGGAUCCGGUACAACCUCUAAAGACAUUACCAAUAGAUUUCUUACAACCUCUGACAUUAACAAUGGAUCCGGUACAACCUCUAAAGACAUUACCAAUGGAUUCAUUACAACCUCAGACAUUAACAAUGGAUCUGGUACAACCUUUAAUGGCAUUAUCAAUGGAUUAAUUACAACCUCUGACAUUAACAAUGGAUCCGGUACAAACUAUAGUGGCAUUACCAGUGGAUUUAGUACAACCUCUGACAUUAACAAUAGAUCCAGUACAAUCUUUAAUGGCAUUAAUAAUGGAUCUGGUACAACCUCUAAAGACAUUACCAAUGGAUUCAGUACAACCUCUUACAUUAACAAUGGAUCCAGUACAACGUCUAAAGACAUUACCAAUGGAUUAAUUACAACCUCUGACAUUAACAAUGGAUCCAGUACAAACUAUAAUGACAUUACCGGUGGAUUCAGUACAACCUCUGACUUUAACAAUGGAUCCGAGGUUAAUAGGCCGAACAAUCUCCCGGCUUCCAGUAAUAUGAAUUUGUCUCUUGUAGACAGGAAGGUGUCAUAUUUAGAAGACUUAUUAACUGGAGAAGUAAAUGUUACAGUUGCAGAAGAGAUGGUUGGAAUCUUGAACACUCUUUUAAAUACAUCUCAGGAUCUUAUUGCAAGUGUCUCCAAAAGGUUAAUUAAAGUAGUGGAUAAAAUGGGCUUAAAGCUGAACUUCCCUGAGCAAUUAGUAAAUUUGACCUCUCAAUACUUGGCUUUAGCAGUGAAUAAAGUCAAUGCCAACUAUUUCACUGAAACAUCAUUCAGUGUUGAGUCUUCUUCUGGAUUGAAGGUUACUUUUGAUUCUCAGCUGCCAGAAAACAGUACUGGGUCUGUUGUUCUCCCUGCAUCCUUACUAAAUGACUUGUCAUCUGUUGAUAAAGAUAUAGCUUCUAGAGUACAAUUUAACUACUUUGCAAAGACUUCAUUUUUCGUGGACACGUCCCUCACUGAAAAACGGUACUUGGUUAGUAAUGUGAUAUCGUCAAGUGUUGCAAACCUCACAGUUACUAAUUUAAAGCAAAAUGUUACAGUGACACUGAAGACUUCACCCCACAAUGAAUCAGGUGUACUACAGUGUGUGUUCUGGGACUUCACCAAAAACAGUGGUAAUGGUGGCUGGUCAACAGAGGGCUGUACAGUGAACAGUGCAACACAAAAUAAUAAUAAUAACCAGACAGUUUGUAAAUGCAACCAUCUAACCAGCUUUGGUAUACUCUUGGACAUGACUCCUAAUAACCAAAUAAGCCCAGAGGACAAAUUGAUUAUGACUUUCAUCACAUACAUUGGCUGUGGCCUUUCUGCCAUAUUUCUUUCUGUGACUCUUGUAACUUACAUCGCCUUUGAGAAAAUACGUAGAGAUUACCCAUCUAAAAUCCUCAUUCAGCUAUGUGCUGCCCUCAUUGGCUUGAACCUGACAUUCUUGAUGGAUCCCUGGAUUGCGCUGUACAGUGAGAUUCCCGGCCUCUGCAUCUCUGUGGCUGCAUUUCUACAUUACUUUCUCCUGGUUUCCAUUACUUGGAUGGGUCUUGAAGCGUUUCACAUGUACCUGUCUCUAGUAAAAGUAUUCAACACCUAUGUACGGAAAUACAUAUUGAAGUUCUGCAUAAUUGGUUGGGGAGCUCCUGCUGUGGUGGUGGCAAUAAUCCUUGCCAUUAACAAAGAUUUGUAUGAGCUUCAAAUGAGUGAACCAUAUCCUAAUGGGGCAGCAGAUUAUUUCUGCUGGAUGAAACCCACUAUAUACUGGAUCACAGUGGUUGGGUACUUUUGCACAAUAUUCCUGCUCAAUGUCAGCAUGUUUGUGGUGGUUCUUAUACAACUCUGUCGCAUUAAAAAACAGAAGCAGCUAGGCUACCAGAGAAAAACCUUCCUCCAGGAUAUCCGCAGUGUGGCUGGCAUUACCUUCCUUCUGGGCAUUACAUGGGGCCUUGGCUUCUUUUCCUUCGGACCAGGGAAAACUGUAAUUCAGUACUUGUUCGCCAUCUUCAACUCAUUGCAAGGUUUCUUUAUAUUUUUAUUCUACUGUGUGGCAAAGGAAAAUGUUCGCAAGCAAUGGAGACGAUAUCUUUGCUGUGGAAAGUUCAGACUGGCUGAAAACUCUGACUGGAGCAAAACAGCAACAAACAAACUAAAGAAUCAAACUUCCAAACAAGGUGUAUCCAGUAGUUCCAGCAACUCCAUUCAGUCAACAAGUAACACAAAUUCAACAACUUUGCUAGUAUCCAAUGAGCACUCAAUGCACCCCAAUGGCAAUGAUAAUGUUUUCAAAGAAAGAAAUGGAGUUACCUUCUUGUCUCAGAAUGGAGAAGUCCAACUGCACGAGUUUCCAGGAAGACCACCUGUCAGGAACGGGGAUGCCCAGAGAACUCACUUGAGAAGGACUUCUAACCGUGGCAGCGUGCAUUUUGUUGAUCAAAUCUAGAUUUUUCCUUUACUCCUAAGACUUGAAAUUUUAUUUCUCCAUGUGUGAGAAGCCUUGGCUGUCCUAUUUCUACAUUCAUUGAACGUAGCUGUUUUGGACUAUCAAGAACGGCUGAAAUUCACUCCUUACGGAUAGGACAGUCGCUCCUCCUCCAUUUAAACUUCCUUGGCGUUAGCCAAGGUGGACAGAAGGCAUGGACAUGAUAUCCAUUUGUGUCUUUGUUGCUUGUUUGAUGCCUUGUUCAACCUAUAAUAUCUCCUCUUUACUGUAUUUUAUAUAUAUCUAUUUAAUUUAUAUAUUGUCAGUUUUAAUGUAGAUGUACAGUUUCAUGUUGAAAACAAGAUCUGUGAGAUGUAUGAAAUAGCCAAAAAGGCAUCUAAUCCAGUUGCACAUUUCUCAAAUACUCUG
Nanorana parkeri is the source of this 3240-nucleotide messenger RNA. It is a transcript of the gene ADGRG2, whose product is annotated as adhesion G protein-coupled receptor G2. Gene Ontology annotation, cellular component: membrane. Bases 1 to 2832 code for a protein of 943 amino acids. Gene Ontology annotation, biological process: cell surface receptor signaling pathway; adenylate cyclase-activating G protein-coupled receptor signaling pathway. The record is from RefSeq and is a predicted model, not a curated record. The transcript is spliced from 15 exons. Lineage: Eukaryota; Metazoa; Chordata; Amphibia; Anura; Dicroglossidae. Gene Ontology annotation, molecular function: G protein-coupled receptor activity.